Molecule: messenger RNA, 927 nt
Organism: Chironomus riparius
Lineage: Eukaryota; Metazoa; Arthropoda; Insecta; Diptera; Chironomidae
Source: the annotation of a GenBank genome assembly
AUGUUUUCAAAUCGAUUUUUAUUUCGUUCGUUCUUUUUCAAAAGAAAUAAAUUUGCUGAUGCACCAAAUGUGAUAAGAGAAGUUGGAAAUGUGACAAAGGACUCAUAUUCAGUUCCUGAUCAUAUCCAGAAACCACCGUAUUAUCAUAUUCUCAAUAAACAAGCAUCAACUGUAGGAAAUAUUGAGAUUAAAAAUGAAAAACAAAUUGAAGGAAUGAGAAGGAGUUGUAGAUUAGCUGCAAGGAUAUUGAACAUGUGUCAGGAUGUUGUUAAGCCAGGAACAACAACAGAUGAAAUCGACAAAUUUCUAUUCAACAAAAUAAUCGCAUCCAAUGCAUAUCCAUCACCAUUCAAAUAUUGUGGAUUCCCCAAAUCAAUUUGUACUUCAGUCAAUAACAUUGCCUGCCAUGGAAUCCCUGAUGAUCGAGCUUUAAUGGAUGGAGAUAUAAUUAACAUUGACAUCACUGUCUUUUUUAAAGGUUUUCAUGGCGACACGUCGAGAACAUUUCUUGUUGGAAAUGUUAAUAAGCCUGGAAGAUAUCUCGUUGAGCAUAAUCAAAAAGCAUUAAUGAAAGCUAUUGGAAUCUGUGGACCUGGUAAAUGCUUUAAUGAGAUUGGUAGAGAAAUUUCAAAUUAUGCCAAAGAAGUUAAACUCAGUAAUGUUCGAGCAUUCAUUGGACAUGGAAUUGGUGAUUUUUUUCAUGGUCCACCAGAAAUUUAUCAUUUUGAAAAUACUAUAAAUAUGGAACUUAUGCAGCCUGGCAUGACAUUUACAAUAGAACCAAUAUUUUCAGAAGGAUCCAAUGAGCUUGAAUUGUGGGAGGAUAAGUGGACAACAAGCACAAUUGAUGGAUCCAGAACUAGUCAAUUUGAGCAUACAAUUUUAAUUACUGAUAAUGGUUGUGAAAUUUUGACGGUUGAUGAUUGA